Molecule: messenger RNA, 1237 nt
Organism: Zingiber officinale
Lineage: Eukaryota; Viridiplantae; Streptophyta; Magnoliopsida; Zingiberales; Zingiberaceae
Exons: 9
Coding region: 190-1032 (280 amino acids)
Source: RefSeq, a predicted model, not a curated record
GGUACUAUUAUUAAUUCAAACGUAGGGUGUUGCUCGUUUGUUAUUGGCGGUCGUGGGGGCGACCCGACGCCGUCGCCGAUAUAAACCGGUGCGCCUCCUACCUUUCUCCUUCCUUUUCGCCCUUCUUUGCCAAUCGCGCUGCUCCGUGGAGGACCAAGGUUUAUGAUUCCGAAGCUGUGAGCUAUAGAUAUGGAAUCGAAGGAGAUGUGCACGAAAGCUAAUAUCGGAUAUGAUUGCCUUUUGUUCGAUCUUGAUGACACCCUCUAUCCGUUGAGUUCCGGAAUUGCCGCCGAGUGCCGCAAGAAUAUUUUAGAAUAUAUGCUUGAAAAAUUAGGGAUUGAAGAAAGCAAUUUACUAGAGUUGUGUACUGUUCUGUAUAAGCACUAUGGAACGACAAUGGCUGGCUUAAAGGCCAUUGGCUAUAACUUCGAUUAUGAUGAUUUCCAUAGCUUUGUCCAUGGAAGAUUACCAUAUGAAACAUUAAAGCCAGAUCCUGUUAUAAAUCAACUCUUGCUGAGUCUUCCAGUUCGAAAAGUUAUAUUCACUAAUAGUGAUCAAGCUCAUGCGGCUAAAGUGCUUAAGAAGCUGGAUCUGGAAGAUUGUUUUGAUACUGUUAUUUGCUUUGAGACACUAAACCCACCAUCCUCUUCAUCUAGAGAAGAUAAUUCAGCCAACAUCUUUGACAUAAUUAGCUACUUAUCGAAACCUGAUCCAAAUGUUGAUCUACCAAAGACACCAAUAUUGUGUAAACCAUCCAUUGAAGCCAUGGAGCAUGCUCUCAGGAUUGCAAACAUUGAUCCCCAGAGAACUAUUUUUUUCGACGAUAGUAUUCGGAACAUUCAGUCGGGAAAAGAGAUUGGAUUGCAUACUGUUUUGGUUGGUACUACUGAAAGAAUCAACGGCGCAGACCAUGCUUUGGAAAGCCUCCAUGACAUGAAGGAAGCAUUGUCUGAGCUCUGGGAGGAAGCUGAGAAAUCAGAGGAUGAUAAACCCUCGACCAAGAUUCCAAUUGAGACCACUGUUGUUGCUUAGUAGAUUCUGCAAAAACUAAAUCUUUUUUUUCAAAAACAAAAAAAAAGGGAGAAAUGCUUGAGCGAAGGGCUUUUUAUCUAUGAGCCUUUGCUAGUUCAUGUAACUUUUGGAUGCCGUCUGGAUUGGAUGGAAAUGUUUAACUAAGAUCGCAGUCAAACUUUGUAAUCAAAGUCUGAUUUCAUAUGGAUUUCAUGAUCUUGCAAUA